CGCCCAAUCAAAAGAUUCUAUCAGAGCUCCAUCCCGGGGCGGAUGAAUCAAGGAGCCGACAAGAGCUUUAUCGAUAGCGCUAGUGCCAAGACGAGGCCAACUGACACGCUUGCCUGCCAGACGCCUGCACCUUCCAAUUGGUAAUUGGGUGAGUGGCACCUGCGACGUGCUUUCCCUUUGCCUCUGGUCGCAAAAAUAUCCAUUUCAGCCUCCCCUCCAGCGGCCGCCAAAUCCUCCCCCGUUCAACCCACUUGCACCCUCGAUAAUUACGAUUCCAACGGCGUCCUUGCUUUGCACACAAGCAAGCGAAAUUCGAGAUUUGGCUGCCUCAAAGACUUGCUUACUUGCAGGAAACUUUGACCGAGUCUCGGCUUUUGAAAGGAGAAAGACGGCGCGAUGGAUUACGAGCCCAUGCUGCUGGACGGCGAGUCUGGGGGACCGUCGAUCAAGAUCUCGGGGGCCGACAACAUCCACGUCAACUUCGACCUCUCCAACUGCGACCUCUCCUUCGCCAACUCGCUGCGUCGCGUUAUCCAGGCCGAGGUCCCUGUGAUCGCCAUCGACCUGGUCGAAAUCGAAGCCAACACGUCUGUCCUCGCUGACGAAUUCAUCGCCCACCGUCUGGGGUUGAUUCCUCUCCAAUCCAAGGACGUCAACAGCCUUCUCUACACCCGAGACUGCGACUGUGAGCAAUACUGCGACAACUGUAGCGUGAAGCUUACCUUGCAUGCGCGUUGCUCAUCGGACGAGACCAUGAAGGUAUAUGCAAGCGAUCUCAUCGUCGACAGUUUCAGACAGAACGGCACCGUAGGAAACCCGGUCAUUCUCGACCCGGAAGGACAGGGCUCUUUGAUCUGCAAACUGCGUAAGGGGCAGGAGCUCAAGAUCUCAUGUAUCGCCAAGAAGGGAAUCGCUAAGGAACACGCAAAAUGGAUGCCAACGUCCGCCGUGGGCUUCGAGUACGACCCUCAUAACAAGCUGCACCAUCUGGACAUGUGGUAUGAGGAGGAUCCCAAGGCCGAGUGGCCCGAUAGCAAGUACGCGAAGAUGGAGGACCCCCCUCAGGAAGGGGAGCCGUUCGACUACGACGCGGUACCUAGCAAAUUCUAUUUCGAGGUGGAGAGCGUGGGCAGCCUCGAGCCCGAUCAGAUUAUCCAGGAGGGAAUCAAGAUUCUCCAGGAAAAGCUGGCCUUGACGCUCCACAUCCUCACCGGCGAGGCGGACGACGACGGCAUGGGUGACUUUGACGGUCCUCGUAGUCCUAACCUGGAUAUGGACGGCGGCAACCCCUGGCAAGACCAGGGCUACACCACGCCCUUCAACGGCGGUGGGCAGAGCUCGUGGGGUGGCAAUGCGACAACGCCGUACGCCACCACUACACCCUACGGUGCAUCUGGACAGUCUGGCUGGAACUGAGAGAGGACGACGAAAUCAAUAAAGCACAAAAUGGCGUUUAUGUACGAGACCAAGUCAAGAAUGGGGUGGCAACUGGAGUUUGCGAGUUUUUCUGCGAAAUAGCCGACUUGAAUAACAGUUGGUCAAGUCAAUCCGGCAAGAAAGUAUCUUGGGUUUGCUGUAUCAAAUAUCGACCGGAUCAGGUACGCAAGCACAUGAGGUAAGGCAGGGAAGGAGUCUUCCUGAUGCCUGAUCCAGUAUUUCCGGCGUCAUUUAGGUCUGAGCCGAGACUGGCUCAUAAACGCCCGCUAGGGGCAUGACACCAGGAAAGAACCUCAAAAAGGAGAAGUGGUCAGGGGCCGAAGGAGAAGGGAGGGACAAACAGCGCGGCAUACGGGUCGACGGUCCAGAUACCUUUUAAUACAAAAAUCACGCAUAUCAAAACGGUUCAAAGGAAGAAAACACAAAC
Colletotrichum navitas is the source of this 1864-nucleotide messenger RNA. RefSeq names its product RNA polymerase Rpb3/RpoA insert domain-containing protein. The record is from RefSeq and is a predicted model, not a curated record. Gene Ontology annotation, cellular component: RNA polymerase II, core complex. Gene Ontology annotation, biological process: DNA-templated transcription. The transcript is spliced from 3 exons. Gene Ontology annotation, molecular function: DNA binding; protein dimerization activity. Lineage: Eukaryota; Fungi; Ascomycota; Sordariomycetes; Glomerellales; Glomerellaceae. Bases 397 to 1416 code for a protein of 339 amino acids.